Carlito syrichta (Philippine tarsier) is the source of this 774-nucleotide messenger RNA. RefSeq names its product ADP-ribosylhydrolase like 1 (gene ADPRHL1). The annotation marks the transcript as partial. The record is from RefSeq and is a predicted model, not a curated record. NCBI's taxonomy places the organism in Eukaryota, Metazoa, Chordata, Mammalia, Primates, Tarsiidae. The transcript has 5 exons.
AUGGAGCGCUUCCAGGCCGCGAUGCUGCUGGCGGCCGCCGGCGACGCGCUCGGCUACAGGAACCUCUGCGCGGAGAACGGUGCACCGGGCGCAGGCGUCCGGGAGGAGCUGCGGCGCUCCGGGGGCCUGGACCGCCUGGUGCUGUCGGCGGACGCGUGGCCGGUCAGUGACAACACCGUCAUGCACAUGGCCACGGCCCGGGCCCUCACCACAGACUACUGGUGCCUGGACGACCUGUACCGGGAGAUGGUGAGGUGCUACGUGGAGGUCAUCGAGAAGCUUCCAGAACGCCGGCCGGACCCCGCGACCGUGGAAGGCUGCUCCCAGCUGAAGCCCGAUAACUACCUGCUGGCCUGGCACACGCCCUUCAACGAAAAGGGGUCGGGAUUCGGCGCGGCCACAAAAGCCAUGUGCAUCGGCCUGCGCUACUGGAAACCCGCGCGGCUGGAGACCCUCAUCGAGGUCAGCAUCGAGUGCGGCAGGAUGACCCACAACCACCCCACAGGCUUCCUGGGGUCCCUGUGCACGGCCCUGUUCGUGUCGUACGCCGCCCAAGGGAAGCCGCCCGUGCAGUGGGGGCGGGACAUGCUGCGAACGGUGCCGCUGGCCGAGGAGUAUUGCCGGAAGACCAUCCGGCACAUGGCAGAAUACCAGGAGCACUGGUUUUACUUUGAAGCUAAAUGGCAGUUUUAUUUGGAGGAGAGAAAAAUCAGUGAAGACUCAGAAAAUAAAGCCAUCUUUCCUGACAAUUAUAAUGCAGAGGAGAGGGACAAG